GUUGAGUGAUCAGUUUUGUUUGUCUUGUGCUGGUCCGUUUUCUUCGGGGUUCGCAGCGGGUCUUCGGGGAUACGAUUUGCACCUGUGACAUCACUCCGGUCACUCGGUGGGCGCUCAGGGUUCCUUGUAGUCCUACCACGUAGACGGCCACAUACAGCUUGACCAUCCCACAGACAACUGUCCACAUUUUCAACCGAAUUUCAAGCAGCCCGAAAGAGAAGAAGAAGUUGAACCGAUCGAUUGAACGUGCUCUGGAGACUAUCAACCCGAACCCAGGCGAACGAGAUCAUAUUCGAAUUUCGAUCUCCUUCCUCUUGACAUCCACGAUGAGCAUGUACGAUCAAGGAACUUACGCCUCGUCAUCAGUGCCUUACGAUUCUGGAUAUGGAACGACCCACGAGCCCUUACAGUUUUACUCGGGCUCAGCCGACCCUAACGCUUACUACGAUCGUCAAAGUCUCGAAGGUCAACGUAGUGGUGUGACCGGUAGCAUGUUACCGGCUUCUCCCUAUUCUAAUGGGAUCGGUGGCUCGAUUGCUAGUUCUGGUGGCUUUUGGAGCGCUUUCGGUACCGGUGGAAUUGACGGAGAACCCCCACUACUAGAAGUUUAAAUGCAAUGAACCAAAACCAACUUCUUUUUUUGUUUCCCCCUUUUUAUUUUUUAUUUCUAUAUUUUAACAACAAAAAAAAACAAAUAGAAUUGGGUAUAAAUUUCGAUCACAUCAAGAGGAAAUCGUUUGCAGUAUUGAAUCCGUUUCGACAAAUUGAUCAACACCUGAUGGAUGACGCCGAUCUAGCUGGUCCACUGGUAUUUUGCUUCUGCUUUGGGAUGUUCCUUCUGUUUUCAGGGAAACCACAAUUCGGUUAUAUCUAUGGUCUAGCUCUUUUAGGCGACCUAUCGUUCUAUCUGUUGCUAAAUCUAAUGUCCGAGACAGGCAUUGAUGCUUACAGAGUAGCUAGCGUCUUGGGUUACUGCCUACUUCCAUUAGUAUUACUCAGCCUGGUCACUGUAGUCGUGAGCAUGGAUGGUUACUUGGGCUACAUACUCUCGAUUCUUUCGAUUCUUUGGUGCUCAUACUCGGCAUCGGGGAUGUUUGUAUCGGUGCUAAGGAUGUCGGAACAGCGGCUCUUGGUCGCCUAUCCAGUCAGCUUAUUUUAUGCCACAUUUGCCUUGUUGAGUGUGUUCGAUGCAAAGACAGGUACUGUCGGUGCACGCGCAACUCGUUAAAAACAUAACCCUAUCAAUACAACAAGGUCUUCUACUCCAACCAAGAUCCCUGAUAAAUCAAAUCAGUUACAUAAAAAAGAGCCCCCAACUCACUACACACCAUCAUCACUUCAAAUUCCUCAAGGAUUGCGUUAUAUAUUAAAACAUCCGUAGAAUUUAGUCGUAGCACAGCAAGUAAAAGGGACCUGUUUCUCCAAACCGUGUUUGACCAUGAAAGUUGCCGAUAGUGUUUGUUUUUUUACCGUAUAUAAUUUACAGGAAUGACAUGACUUGACAAUGA
Puccinia graminis f. sp. tritici CRL 75-36-700-3 is the source of this 1508-nucleotide messenger RNA. RefSeq lists its product as hypothetical. Gene Ontology annotation, cellular component: membrane; trans-Golgi network. Bases 617 to 1228 code for a protein of 203 amino acids. Lineage: Eukaryota; Fungi; Basidiomycota; Pucciniomycetes; Pucciniales; Pucciniaceae. The record is from RefSeq and is a predicted model, not a curated record. Gene Ontology annotation, biological process: endoplasmic reticulum to Golgi vesicle-mediated transport; vesicle fusion with Golgi apparatus. The transcript is spliced from 4 exons.